AUGGCAUUGACGUCCAAUCCCGAUGCGCAAUCAGACCAGGCCUCCAGGACAUUAACCUCCCGUACGUCCCUGGAGCUGCGUAUCGCCCUCUACAAUCAGCACAGAGACACCACCCUCCGGGAGAUGGUCGCAAUCGACCACUUCAGCGAUACCGUACCACCCUCGCUCGUCGACAAGUGGCUGCUCGCGCUCAACCCGGACCCGUCGCACGCUUUUUUCUUACCGCCCGAGGUGAAGGGGUUCUACGGUAGCGACCUACGCGCCUCGAUCCUCAUCGAACUCGCGCAUGACUGCUACAAGUACAUUAUGCACGAGACGCAGGACCGGGCCAAGAUUGCCAAGUAUACGGGCCGCAUGCUGCUCGCGAUUAGGCUGCUGGAUCUCGGUGCGCUGGAGGCGGAGGAUGUAAACCUUGCGGGGCUGGCGCUGUGGCAUAGAGCGUUGGCACUGGUGAGGAUUGCAGAAGGUAGUGAUGAUGGAGGUCAGGAGGAGCUGGCGGAGACGCUGCGGAGGUAUGAGGGUGUCAGAGCGAGGAGCAUGCUCUCAGAUGCGAAGCUGCCGCAGCCUGGAAGAUUGAAGGCUCGCCUGCUUGCGUCGGCAAAGGAGUUGGACAACAAGACCGUGGUCGCGUGCCUGGAAGCUUGGACACUCCUUUAG
Microdochium trichocladiopsis is the source of this 657-nucleotide messenger RNA. RefSeq lists its product as uncharacterized. The transcript has a single exon. The coding region runs from base 1 to 657 and encodes 218 amino acids. NCBI's taxonomy places the organism in Eukaryota, Fungi, Ascomycota, Sordariomycetes, Xylariales, Microdochiaceae. The record is from RefSeq and is a predicted model, not a curated record.